AUGAAGAAUUUUCCUUUCUUUUUUCUUUUGGCCAUUUUGGUCCAUCAAAAUUGUUGUUUCAAUAUCAAUGUAGAAGCUGGUGGUGGUGGUAAUGGUUUUGUCAGAACAAGAGGGAUCCACUUCAUGUUAAAUGGAAAUCCUUACUAUGCAAAUGGAUUCAAUGCUUACUGGUUAAUGUAUACUGCUGCUGAUCCAUCUCAGAGAUACAAGGUUUCAAAUGCUUUCAAUGAAGCAAAAACUCAUGGCCUUACUGUUGCUAGAACUUGGGCUUUCAGUGAUGGUGGUUAUAGUCCUUUGCAAUAUUCACCUGGUUUCUAUAAUGAACAAAUGUUUAAGGGGUUGGAUUUUGUUAUAUCUGAGGCUAGAAAGCAUGGGAUUAAGCUGAUACUGAGUUUGGUGAACAACUAUGAGAGUUUUGGAGGGAAGAAGCAGUAUGUGAACUGGGCUAGAAGUAAUAAUGGACAGUAUUUGACAUCUGAUGAUGAUUUCUUUAGGAACCCUGUUGUUAAAGGUUUCUACAUUAACCAUGUUAAGACUGUCCUUAACAGAUACAACAGUUUUACCGGAAUCCAUUACAAAGAUGACUCAACAAUCAUGGCAUGGGAGCUUAUGAAUGAACCUAGGUGUACAUCAGAUCCUUCUGGAAGAACUAUACAGGGUUGGAUCACUGAAAUGGCUUCUUUGGUGAAGUCCAUUGACAGGAAUCACUUAUUGGAAGCUGGGCUAGAAGGGUUUUAUGGACAAUCAACACCACAAAGAACCAAAUUGAAUCCUGCUAUUAACAUUGGAACAGACUUCAUUGCUAACAAUCGAAUCUCAAACAUCGAUUUUGCAACCGUUCACUGUUAUCCCGAUCAAUGGGUACAAAGUUCAAACGAGCAAGAUCAGCUAGCAUUUUUGAACAACUGGCUCAAUGCUCAUUUCCUAGAUGCACAAUAUGCUCUGAAGAAACCAAUUCUAGUAGCAGAAUUUGGAAAGUCAUUUAAGGAUUCAGGUUACAGCACAUACCAAAGGGACCAACUUUUCAAUACAGUGCUCUACAAGAUAUAUACGUCUGCGAAAAGAGGCGGUCCUGCGAGUGGAGCGUUAUUCUGGCAACUUCUUACAGGAGGAAUGGAAUCUUUCGAUGACGGUUAUGGAAUAAUGCUCGGUCAAAGUUCUUCUACUGCUAAUGUCAUUGCUCAACAAUCUCAUAAGCUUUACCUUAUUCGGAAGAUCUAUUCGAGGAUCGCUAAUGAAAGGCGAUGGAAAAGAGCUAGAGGAAAUAGAGGAGGACAAAUUGGGUUUUGA
This is a messenger RNA of Vicia faba (fava bean), 1290 nucleotides long. The record is from the annotation of a GenBank genome assembly. NCBI's taxonomy places the organism in Eukaryota, Viridiplantae, Streptophyta, Magnoliopsida, Fabales, Fabaceae.